ACGCCGGCUGGCGCUGAGUCUCGCGCUCGGUGCGGGGCGGUGGGGAGAGAGGCCUGGUGAGCACCGCUGGGGAGCGGGCAAGCACUUGCAGGCUGUGCGCGGGAGGGGUACGGCGGGCCGGCGAGCGAGCAAGCGCCUCACGCUAGCAGUGGCACCGGGAUCGGUUGCCUCGAGCCGAAAUCAUGACCACCCCAGGAAAAGAAAACUUUCGCCUGAAAAGUUAUAAGAACAAAUCUCUAAAUCCUGAUGAGAUGCGCAGGAGGAGGGAGGAAGAAGGACUGCAGCUACGAAAACAGAAAAGAGAGGAGCAAUUAUUCAAGCGAAGAAAUGUUGCUACAGCAGAAGAAGAAGCAGAGGAAGAAGUUAUGUCAGAUGGUGGCUUUCAUGAGGCCCAGAUUAAUAACAUGGAGAUGGCACCAGGUGGUGUUAUUACUUCUGAUAUGAUUGAGAUGAUAUUUUCUAAUAGCCCGGAGCAACAGCUUUCUGCAACACAGAAAUUCAGAAAACUGCUUUCAAAAGAACCUAACCCUCCUAUUGAUGAAGUUAUCAGCACCCCAGGAGUAGUGGCCAGGUUUGUGGAAUUCCUCAAGAGAAAAGAAAACUGUACACUGCAGUUUGAAUCAGCAUGGGUACUGACAAAUAUUGCUUCAGGAAAUUCUCUUCAGACGCGGAUUGUGAUUCAGGCAGGAGCAGUGCCCAUCUUCAUAGAGUUGCUCAGCUCAGAGUUUGAAGAUGUACAGGAACAGGCAGUCUGGGCUCUGGGCAACAUCGCUGGAGAUAGUACUAUGUGCCGGGACUAUGUCUUAGACUGCAAUAUCCUUCCUCCUCUUUUGCAGUUAUUUUCAAAGCAAAACCGCCUGACCAUGACCCGGAAUGCAGUAUGGGCUUUGUCUAAUCUCUGUAGAGGGAAAAGUCCACCUCCAGAAUUUGCAAAGGUUUCCCCUUGUCUGAAUGUGCUUUCCUGGUUGCUUUUUGUCAAUGACACUGAUGUAUUGGCUGAUGCGUGCUGGGCCCUCUCAUAUCUAUCAGAUGGACCCAAUGAUAAAAUUCAAGCAGUCAUUGAUGCAGGAGUGUGUAGGAGACUCGUGGAGCUGCUGAUGCAUAAUGAUUAUAAAGUAGUUUCUCCGGCUUUGCGGGCUGUGGGAAACAUUGUCACAGGAGAUGAUAUUCAGACACAGGUAAUUUUGAAUUGUUCAGCUCUUCAGAGUUUAUUGCAUUUGCUGAGUAGCCCAAAAGAAUCGAUCAAAAAGGAAGCAUGUUGGACAAUAUCCAAUAUCACAGCUGGAAAUAGGGCACAGAUUCAGACUGUGAUAGAUGCUAACAUUUUCCCAGCUCUCAUUAGUAUAUUACAAACUGCUGAGUUUCGAACUAGAAAAGAAGCUGCUUGGGCCAUCACAAAUGCAACUUCUGGAGGAUCAGCUGAGCAGAUCAAGUACCUAGUAGAACUGGGUUGUAUCAAGCCACUCUGUGAUCUUCUCACUGUCAUGGACUCUAAGAUUGUACAGGUUGCCUUAAAUGGCUUGGAAAAUAUCCUGAGGCUUGGAGAACAAGAAGCCAAAAGAAAUGGCACUGGCAUUAACCCUUACUGUGCUUUGAUUGAAGAAGCUUAUGGUCUGGAUAAAAUUGAGUUCCUACAGAGUCAUGAAAACCAAGAGAUCUACCAGAAGGCCUUUGAUCUUAUUGAGCAUUAUUUUGGGACCGAAGAUGAAGAUAGCAGCAUUGCUCCCCAGGUUGACCUUAGCCAGCAGCAGUACAUCUUCCAGCAGUGUGAGGCUCCUAUGGAAGGUUUCCAGCUUUGAAGCAAUACUCUGCUUUCAUGUUCCUGUGUCAGACCAGGCUACCCAGUCGAGUUCUCUUGUGGAGCCCACAGUCCUCAUGGAGCUAACUUCUCAAAUGUUUUCCAUAAUACUGUUUGCGCUCAUUUGCUUGCCUUGCGCACCUGCUCUCUUAUACACAUCUGGAAAACCUCUGGCUCUUUGUGGUGAAAUACCAUUGUAAUAAAAGGGUAACCAGAAUGGCCCACUCUUAUGGAAAAAUCCCUAGGCUUUGGAGAUCCGCACUUAUGUUAGAGUCAUGGGAAUGUACACAUACUAAUGUGGCUCCCUUUUCUGUGGGGGAAGAAAGAGGACUCCUCCUCACUCCCUUUAAAGUGGGAAAAAAAUACUGACAUUAAAAGAUAAAACUAAACCUUCAUCUUGAAUUUCACAUAACUACUUGCGACAAGGGAGAUGUGUAGACCUGUUGUGUAUGCUUCAGAGUACUUUCAUGAGUUCUUCCACAGUGAAUCCUUGGAUUACCUGGUGGCUUUUUUAGCCAAAUUUACAUUAAUUCUUACUGAGAUUGGAUGGUUUUUUUCUUAUUGACACCAUUCUUCACAUAUUAAGGUUAAACCAUCCACUCCCUCACCUUCAGCCUUCAGUGAAUGUGCUUUCUAGUUGUCUGGAAUGCUGAAGAAUUAACACUUUGACUCUUAAUGUAAUACUGGUUUGCAAUCCCUUAAAGCAGAAAGGAGAGGAGCACAUAUUAAUGUGUCUGGCUUUUGCUUCUCUUUGGUUUUACAUGUCUUAGGGUUUGGAAGUGGUUCAGUUCCAAUGGUGGUAUAAAGACUUAGAGUCUUAAAGUCUGAACACAUAUCUUGUAAUUCAGUUUCUAAAAGUAAGAAAACAGUAUACUCUUCAGUUUUCCAAACUCAACCAGUGUGACUAGAGGCUGUUUCUGUAAUACAAAAAUGUUUCAGGCUUUGUGGUCCUGAUUGAGGUCCUCAGUAAAUUGGAGUUUACCUAGGUGCUUUCCAACCCCCACCCCGACUGGCAAUUAGCACUUGUAGAGUUACUUACUGGUUUUCUCCCACUUAGGUGCAACUUUAUUCUAAUACAGUUGUGCUACAUAUUUGAUCCCUAUGAUGUAACAUCCUUAUCUUUAAAAAAAAAAAAAAUCUUAAAAUGACUUGCCCACCCCAAAUAAGAGCAGUAAUCUUUUUCUAAUAACCUCAUUGUUUCCCCAUCAUUUUAUUUUAUGUGCUAGUACCCUACCCCACCUCUGGUAAAAUCAGUGUCCACCUUCUGGCUCAUUUAAUGAUGACUGCAAUCUGUACCUGCAAAUGGCGCUUCCAGUACUCUGUUCACUGAUCCACAUUUGUACUUGGACUGGAAUGAAAAAAUAAGUUUAAUUGCCAAGAGAACUGCAAAUGAGUUCAAAUACGACUUCUCGGUGCUAGUUGGCCAUCAUGAUUCAAUGUUGGGAUGCUGUCAGAGAAGAUUUUUUGGUGAUGUUCUGUUCCAAAUGAAUUCUGAAGGAAAAGUUGCUCACUUCUGUUUCAGAGAAUACCCUUUAAGCCUCCUUAGAACUUAUACUCUUCUAGAAUUCAUUAUAAUUCCAAAGUGUAAAAACUAUCUGGAGUUGCCCCUGACAAGCUAUUAUUCAUCUCUGGUAAAUCCUGCUGAAUGUAAAGGAUAUUCAGAGCUUUCAUACCUCAUCAUGAUAUUUAAGCAGCCAACUUAUGUGACCUGAUUUAAACUUCUAAAAAAACAAUCCACUUCAUUGAAAGUCGAUUCAAAGACAAAGGACAUUUAUCAGCCAAGAGUGUGAUGCAUUCUUCGCCUCUAGUCUGUAGUUGUGUCUGUGCUCUGGGAUGGAUACUAUCUGAUGUUUAUUGUUAUUGAUGGAGCAGCCACUGCAAAACUUGUCAACUCCAAUCCAUACUGUUACUUUUCCUAGUGCUGCUUUGUGCUGAGAGAACAUUUUAGUUUACUGCACUUGACCUGUAAAAGACUUUGAUUCUUUGUAACUUUAGGGAUAAAUUAGGUGGUUAAUUUAAAGAACUUUCAAUGUUGCCUUUACAUCACAUUAAAGUAUAAUUUCUUUCAGAAGGGUAAUAGAGCACUGAUUCAUAGUAAAAAUCUUGUUUUUAGCUUUGACUUUUUUGUGGCUGAUUUUUUUAAAAAUUGUAAAUUACUAGUAAUGUCAUUUCAAUAGAAUGUCUUAAAUUAUGUACCUUCUAUUUUUAAUUUUAUAAAUUAACUUGAAUGGAUAAAACUAUAAAGCACACAACAUCUCUCCACAUUAGUACGAAUAGCAUACAGUGGGAAUUUUUGCUGGCAAGUGCAGGUAUCUCGAAGAAUGAAUUAGAAGUCCACUUAACUGAUGUGAUCUGUUUUGUCUAAAACAGAAGAAUUUAUCUUGCUCCUGGUUCUAGAAGUUCAUGAACUUAAGAUCUGAAGUAAACUUUCUGUGUUCAUAAUAAAAUAAUUUUUUAAGUAUAAAAAUUAGAAUUGAUUAAAGUUAGAUCCUACCAUAACUCAUGUGCUGGAACUUAGUACUGGUAAAGAAGUCUUUUGUAGAAAUGGCACUGUAAGAGGGAACUAGAAAUUUCUGGUUUUUAGUUCUCUAAUAAUUUCUCAGUUUAUUGAACAUUUCCAUCACAAGGUGUUUCUUGCACAAAAACAUGUUAAUUUCAGCGGAGGAAAACUUGUGAUUUCAUUUAUUCAUUGGAGGGAACAUAGCUUUGUUUUUCCUUCCAUUCCCCUCUCCCCUUUAAGAAUUUCUAAGUGUAUAUGUGUAAUGAGAACUUUGGUGGGGAAAGGGCAUUCA
Messenger RNA from Octodon degus (degu), 4590 nucleotides. RefSeq names its product karyopherin subunit alpha 1 (gene Kpna1). Gene Ontology annotation, molecular function: nuclear import signal receptor activity; protein binding. Gene Ontology annotation, biological process: NLS-bearing protein import into nucleus; postsynapse to nucleus signaling pathway. The transcript is spliced from 14 exons. The coding region runs from base 183 to 1799 and encodes 538 amino acids. Lineage: Eukaryota; Metazoa; Chordata; Mammalia; Rodentia; Octodontidae. Gene Ontology annotation, cellular component: cytoplasm; nucleoplasm; nucleus. The record is from RefSeq and is a predicted model, not a curated record.